UCUCUCCCGCAACAAUGCUCUCCAAAACCAACCAAUUGCUAAGGAAAUUCUCCACCACGGCCACGGAUUUUUACCAAAAUAAACUAAAGCUGGCUUUGAUAGGCCAGAGUCUUUUUGGACAAGAGGUCUACAGGCACUUACAAAAAGAAGGCCACAAAGUUGUUGGAGUUUUCACAGUCCCAGACAAAAAUGGAAAGGCUGACCCUUUGGCAUUGGCUGCAGAAAAGGAUGGAACCCCUGUGUUUAAAUUCCCAAGGUGGAGAGCUAAGGGCAAGCCUGUACAGGAGGUUAUCGAAGCCUACAAAUCAGUUGGAGCAGAGUUGAAUGUCCUUCCAUACUGUACACAGUUCAUUCCCAUGGAUGUUAUUGACAGUCCAAAUCAUGGUUCUAUUAUUUACCAUCCGUCUAUCCUUCCCCGUCAUAGAGGAGCUUCUGCAAUCAGUUGGACUUUAAUUCAAGGAGAUAAAAAAGCUGGCUUUACCAUUUUCUGGGCAGAUGAUGGUCUGGACACAGGGCCAAUUCUUCUGCAGAGGGAAUGUGAUGUUGGCCCAAAUGAUACAGUUGAUGACCUGUACAAUCGGUUUCUUUUCCCAGAAGGAAUAAAGGCUAUGGUAGAAGCUGUGCAGCUAAUUGCUGAUGGUAAAGCUCCAUGUAUACCUCAGCCUGAAGAAGGAGCAUCUUAUGAAGGCAUCCAGAAGAAAGAAAAUGCAGAGAUUUUUUGGGAUCAGUCAGCAGCAGCUUUGCAUAACUGGAUCCGAGGGCAUGAUAAAGUACCUGGAGCUUGGGCAAUGAUUGAUAACCAGAUGGUUACUUUCUAUGGGUCAUCAUUACUUGAUGGUUCACCACCUCUGGGAGAAGAGCUGGCAAUAAAAGGUGCUGCAAAACCUGGUCUUGUCACAAAGAAUGGACUGGUUCUGUUUGGCAAUGAUGGAAAGAUGUUGCUGGUAAGAAAUCUACAAUUUGAAGAUGGAAGAAUGAUCCCAGCAUCUAAAUACUUUUCCUCUGAUGAAAUAUCUGCCAUAGAACUUACUGAAGAGGAGCAGAAGAUGGCAGAAAAUAUCCAGUCCAUUUGGAAGGGAAUUUUGAGCAAUGUGGCUGUCAUUGAGGAUGCCACUGACUUCUUUAAAUCUGGAGCAACUUCUAUGGAUGUUGUUAGGAUGAUUGAAGAGAUCAAGCAAAAAUGUGGUGGACUCGAGCUACAGAAUGAGGAUGUCUAUAUGGCCCCUAAGUUUGGAGAUUUUAUCCAAAUGGUUGUCAGAAAACACAGGGGAGAAGACCAGGAGGAAGAAUUGGUAAUAGAUUAUGUUUCAAAAGAUAUCAACCACAUGACUGUAAAAAUGCCAUAUCAGUGUUUUAUCAAUGGGCAGUUUGUGAAUGCUGAAGAUGGAAAAACAUAUGACUCUAUAAACCCAACAGAUGGAUCUGUGAUUGCCAGAGUCUCACUUGCUACAGUGAGCGAUGUUGACAAAGCAGUUGCUGCAGCAAAGGAUGCCUUUGAGCACGGUGAAUGGGGAAAGAUGAAUGCAAGAGAAAGAGGGAGAAUAAUGUACAGGCUUGCAGAUUUGAUGGAAGAACACCAAGAGGAACUGGCAACCAUUGAGGCUAUUGACUCAGGAGCUGUUUACACACUAGCUUUGAAGACCCACAUCGGAAUGUCAGUGCAAACAUUCCGAUAUUUUGCCGGAUGGUGUGACAAAAUACAGGGUUCUACCAUUCCAAUUAACCAUGCACGGCCAAACCAUAACUUAACUUUUACCAAGAAAGAACCCUUAGGUGUCUGUGCGAUUGUCAUUCCUUGGAAUUACCCACUGAUGAUGCUUGCAUGGAAGAGCGCAGCGUGUUUGGCCGCUGGGAAUACUUUAGUUCUGAAACCAGCACAGGUCACUCCCCUGACUGCCUUAAAGUUUGCAGAGCUCUCUGUGAAAGCGGGAUUUCCCAAAGGCGUUAUCAAUAUUCUACCUGGUUCAGGAAGUUUAGUAGGACAACACUUAUCCGAACACCCAGAUAUUCGUAAACUUGGGUUCACUGGCUCAACACCAAUUGGGAAACAGAUCAUGAAGAGCUGUGCUAUCAGCAAUCUGAAGAAGGUUUCUUUGGAACUGGGUGGGAAAUCCCCACUAAUCAUUUUCAACGACUGUGAACUUGACAAAGCGGUGAGAAUGGGCAUGGGAGCAGUUUUCUUCAACAAAGGAGAGAACUGCAUUGCGGCUGGUAGACUUUUUGUGGAAGAAUCAAUUCACGACGAAUUUGUUAGGAGAGUGGUAGAAGAAACCAAAAAGAUGAAAAUUGGUGAUCCACUUGAUAGAUCUACAGACCAUGGUCCACAAAACCAUAAAGGACAUUUGGAAAAGCUUUUAGAGUACUGUGAAACUGGAGUAAAAGAAGGGGCUACUCUAGUAUAUGGAGGAAGACAAGUAUGUAGACCAGGCUUCUUCAUGGAACCUACAAUAUUCACAGAUGUUGGAGACCAUAUGUAUAUUGCACAUGAAGAGUCUUUUGGUCCUGUAAUGGUCAUUUCCAAGUUCAAAGAUGGAAACGUUGAUGGGGUGUUAGAACGAGCAAACAGAACAGAAUAUGGCUUGGCGUCUGGGGUCUUCACCAAAGAUAUAAGCAAAGCUCUCUAUGUCAGUGACAAACUAGAAGCUGGAACAGUUUUUAUUAACACUUACAACAAAACUGAUGUGGCAGCCCCAUUUGGUGGAUUCAAGCAGUCUGGCUUUGGAAAAGACUUAGGUGAAGAAGCUCUUCAUGAGUAUCUCAGAACGAAAGCUGUAACCGUGGAAUAUUAAGCAUCUCAACUUGGAUGGCAAAGGAGCAUUCUUACCAAGAAACAAGACUUCUCACCAGCUACACUGGUGGUCCCAAAUGUUUUAACUAAGUGGAUGCUCCAGCAGAGUUCUGCAUUUAGUAGGAACUCACUUCUGAGUCGGACUUUAAUGUGAAUCUGUAGCCUCUCGUGCUGUGCAGUCUCCACUACCCGAAUGCUUACCUGUAAAGGUCCUGAACAUCCAGUGGUGGGACAGGAAUAGGGAGCAGCCUAUUGGAACCUCACAUCCCUGGACUUUACAGUGGAGAUUUUGCCCAAGUGAAAAGCAGCAUGCCAAUAGGGACACAGGAAACCGUGUUAUGCAAAGUCAGACCAUUGGUCCAUCUAGCUUAGAACUGUCUACACUGACUGGCAGUAACUCCCCAGAGUUUCUAACAGCAGGCAUUACUAGCCCUACCUAGAGAUGCCAGAGAUUGAACUGGGACCUUUUACAUACAAAGCAGAUACUCUACCACUGAGCUAUGGCCCUUCCCUAGGACAGUACGUUCCUUGUUUCUCUAGAGUAGUCAGAUAGUAUUUAGUUUCUAAAAAUUGCAUUACACCAGCAUUAUUCUUUUCCCCUGCAAUGCAAAUUCAACAUAUUUUAAGCAGCACAGAAAGCCAAUUUGCCACAGGCAUUGUAAAAAAGGGAAGUGCACUUACUAUGAUUUUUGUAUGAUAAACAGAAUUUAACGUCUGUGUUCAACUAUGCAUAUAAAAGCUAUAGCAACUAUUUUAUAAUCGAUUUGCCAAUAAGAAAUGUGUAAAAUACAUGGUUGUGAAUGCCAAUACUAUGAAAUCAAACUUGUGUUGAAUGUGUGACGCGUGUUGUACAGAAUGUUACAAUCCUGAGGUAUAUCUGCAAGUACACAAAUGAAUAUCCACAGCUGCAUACACCACUUUUUGUAGCCGAAACAACAAAACCACAGCAGUCUUCUGCUGGUUGCUGCCUGCACCACUUUAGAGCUGGGGUGAGAUAUAUGACUCUCUAGCUGUAUGGACUCCAAUUCCCAUCAACCCCAACCAGCAUGGGCAGGGAUGAGAGGAAUUGUAGCCCUAUAACAUCCAGAGGGCACAGAUUCCUCACAUCAGCUUUAGAGCUACAAGAGACAUCACAAUGCACUGAGUGGUUAGAGAAAAGUUUUCUCAAGCCAUGUGUGAGCCAAGGGUAGCUCGGUCAUUUCAGUAAACCGUCACUGCUUGCAGAGUAUUUAGCCUGUUUGACUUUUCCUGCUAGAUAUGUCUAAUUUGUAUCCAAAUCAACUGCCGAAGAAGUAACAGCCCAACUAUUAUGUAUGCGUAUUCAGAAGCAAGUAUGACUGACUCAAGUAAAAGUGCAAAAGAUUGCAGCUUAAGAGAAAGUUCUAGGACUAGAAAUUGGACAACUCACCAGCCAACUGAGACCUCUUGAACAAUUGUUCAUAACAUUAUACAGCCAUGAGAGUGGCUGUAUACCAUAGCCAGCAUGGAUUUUUCACAUUCCGCAAUGUUAAAUGGAAAAUACCCCCGCAUGCCAUUCUGAUGAUUCCCAUAAGCUCAUUUCAAAACAAAACCUUACAAAACUUAUACAAAACUCAGAAACGCUUGCUUAACAACCCCGUCAAUUUUCAUGGCGAUACACAAAACAGUCAGAGAGAAUCGAGAGUUCAAAGUCUAAAAAGAGAGAGAAAAACCUCAGAGCCCUUUUGGACUUUUUUCUGCCAGAGUUCUCAUAAUCUGUUGAAAUUCAUUAAAAAUCAGCCAUGUUCACAGAGUACCUGUAAUCCUAAUACUGACCUUGCCCCAUACUCUGACCUUCAUCUACUGCAGUUUAAAAGUUAAAAAAAUGCCUGGUUGAUUUUUAAUUAAUUUAAGAACUUUUGGCUGGAAGCCUAUUAUAACGCGGGGCAUGCUCAGUAAGGACCAACUGUCAGUGUUCUAAAAGCCUCACAGCUGCUGGGCUUGGCUAAUCAGAGGGCCACACCCACACCAGACUUGAUUUCACUUGAGACAGUCAUGGCUUCCCUCAAAGAUUCCUGGGAAGUGUAGUUUGUGAAGGGUGCUGAGAGGAGACUCCUAUUCCCCUGAGAGAAUGGUUAA
This is a messenger RNA of Rhineura floridana, 4885 nucleotides long. It is a transcript of the gene ALDH1L2, whose product is annotated as aldehyde dehydrogenase 1 family member L2. The transcript has 23 exons. The coding region runs from base 15 to 2789 and encodes 924 amino acids. Gene Ontology annotation, molecular function: formyltetrahydrofolate dehydrogenase activity; aldehyde dehydrogenase (NAD+) activity. Lineage: Eukaryota; Metazoa; Chordata; Lepidosauria; Squamata; Rhineuridae. Gene Ontology annotation, biological process: 10-formyltetrahydrofolate catabolic process; biosynthetic process; one-carbon metabolic process. Gene Ontology annotation, cellular component: cytoplasm. The record is from RefSeq and is a predicted model, not a curated record.